This is a messenger RNA of Tetrahymena thermophila SB210, 3165 nucleotides long. RefSeq lists its product as hypothetical. The record is from RefSeq and is a predicted model, not a curated record. NCBI's taxonomy places the organism in Eukaryota, Ciliophora, Oligohymenophorea, Hymenostomatida, Tetrahymenidae. The transcript has 2 exons.
AUGAUUAUUGUAAUUAAGCGAAGAAUUGUAAAAAUUUUUAUUGUAUAUUAGACAAUAUGGAUCCUUAUUAAUGCAUAAAAUACUUGUUCCGCAGGAUGCUUAAAAUGUUUUGAUACAAAUAGAAUAGAUAGAAAUAGUUAAUGCACUUAGUGCUCUGAAAAUUUUGAAUUAGAUUCAAAAAAUAAUAUUUGUGUUUAUUCAUAAUGUGGUAAUAAUUUAUACUAUGAUACAAAUUAAAACUAUGGUACUUAAGGUAGUUGUGUAGCUAUUUGUAGUCCUUUUAGUUAAAGAAAUUAGAAAACAAAUAUUUGCUCAAACUAAUUAACAUGCUCUACAUCCAAAUAUUCUUAACAAAAUAUUUAAAAUGAUGAAAUACAAGACUUCUUCAAUUACCAAGAUAUGUAUUAUGUUGCUAAAUAGCCUGGAUAUAUUUCUGUCUAUGAUAAAAAUUAACUAUAUCUCAUAAAACGUAUGAAUUUCUAGGCAAAAGAUCUUAACAUUUUUAACAUAAAUGGCAUGAUAUUUAUAAUAAGUAAUGACAAUUCAAUAAGUAUUUGGGAUAUUAAGAGUGAAUAAAGGACUUUAAAAAGAUAUUCAAAUAUUACAUCUUUUAAUCUAUACACUUAGAUUAUUCUAAUGCAAAAUAAAUAUAUAUUUGCUUACAAUAUUCAAUAACAAUCAUUAACAUUUGAAAUAAUUUAUGAUCAAAUUAAUAAAGAUUUUUGCUAAUCAAAUUCUUUUAUAAUUAAUAUUAGUGGUGCUUAAUCAGUUUUGUUGAUUGAUUAAUAUUUAUUUGUUAAUAACUCAACUAAUAUCAUUGUUUAUUAGAUAAUAGUAUAAAAUAAUAAUAAGGAUUUAAUUUUGUAGUUAUAGUAUCAUUUAGAAUAUUAAUUAUAAUAUUAAAGCAAUUAUUAUAGUAUUCUCUAAACUUCUAAUGAUGACAUAUAUUUAUUAAUCUUAGCAUAAUCCAUCUUUAAAAUUAGUAUAAGCAGUAAAUAUUUUGAAGAUAUGUAAAUAGAAUCUUUAAGUACUUAGGAAAUAGUAAAUGCAAAGAUGUAUUAAUCAUCAAAAGCUGAUUCAAAUUAAUAUUUGAUAAUCCUUACAAAAUAAUAACUAUUUUAUUAUGACUUUUCGUCUUAAUCAUCUAAAUUAAUUAUUUAAGAUGGGUCUUAAAUUACUGAUUUUGAGGUCUGCAGUUUAUGGGGCAAAUAAAAUUAGAUAAUUGUACUUCUUGGCUAAAUAAACUUGUCUGUUUAUUACUUUGAUUAAGAUUUAUAAUAAUUUAUAUAGUCUAAUUAGAUAUUUACUUUAAAUUAUUAAGCCCAUAAUCUCAAAUUAAUUUAAUAUCAAAGUUAAAGCAAUAAAGAAUUAAUUUAAGAGUUAGUCAGCACUGAUAUUAUUUCAAUUUUAAUAAUUAAAAAAGGUAGUAUUGAGUAAUAAGAGUAACAAUAAAUUUAAAUUAUUACAAUUGCAAAUUUUAACAUAACUUUCCCAACUCCUGGAUAGCUUAUUAUGAGUAAUGAUUAUCCUCACUCUAUUUUAAAUUAUUCACCCUCUAUGGUGAUUUAUGCUAAUGGAGAUAAUUCAGAUAUUAUUUUCUAUGAUUCAUCAGAUGAGAGUAACUGUAAACUUAAAAGAAAAAUUUAAUUGUCUUCAUAAAAAUUACAAAAAUUAUCUUUAACAAGCUUUUUUAGUGAUAAAGUUAUUGCUAAAUUUUUUGUUGAAUUUUGGAUAAUUGAUAUUUAUAAAUAAAGUGUUAUUAAAUCGUUUGAUAACGGAUAUUAUUUAUUUGCCACUAAUAAAGAUAAGCUCGUUGUAGUUGAUAGUGAAUGUUUGAAUGUAUAUUCCUCAAAUAUCUUACUUUUAUAUAAGAAUUGCUAAAAUUAUUUUAAGAGCUUUUUGUUUUAGGAAAUCCAUUUAAAUAAUGAUUUAAGAAUUUUUAUUGUUAAAUAGCAAGAAUAAAAUUUUUCCAUGCUUAGUCUUUUUUAAAUUGAUUUAGAUAAUCAAACUCUAUAAAAACUUAAUGAAAUAGAAAAUAUAAACUACAUUUAUUUGCAAGUUUUCUAAAACUUUGCUUCUCAACAAGAUAGAGUUGAUAAUAAUUAUUCAAUAGAAUAAAUAUUUAUUUUGGACUCAUAAUAUAAUCUUAUAAUUUAUAACAUGAAUUUAACUGUAAUCUAUUCUUAAAAUUAGUUGAAAUUAUCAAGAGUAUUUUCUUUUAUAAAAGUAAUGAACGAUAAUUAGGUUUUUGUGUUAUUAGGAUAAUAAUAGAUUAUAUUAAUUAAUAUCUAAACCAACAAUUGUAAGUUUUUCAAAAUUGACUAUUUAAUGGAAUAAUAAAAUAUAUAUGAAGCUAUAAAAAAUAUCAAUUAAUAUGGAAAAGUAUACUAUCAAAUAAAGUUUUUUUCAAAAGACUCCAUUUACGAAUACUCUAUAGACAUGAUAAGAAAUAUUACAUACUUAAGUGGAAUAGACUAUGUUAAUUAAUCUGGACUUGCUAUAUUUUAGUAAUCUAAAACAGCAGUUUCUAUAAAUACUUCAAUAAAUUAUUUUGGAGGAGGCGAUUCAGGAUUAUUAUUUAUAUCUUAAAUGUAAAAAUAAAGAUAUUCUAAGCUUUUUUUAGAUAAAUCCUUAUUAAAUUCAAAAGAUAUUUUUUUAAAUAUUUUGCAAAGUACUAAGUUAGGGCUAUAUUUUGUUAUAAGUAACAAACAAGUAUCUUCGUUUGAUAUAUUUACUAACAAAUUUAUAGAUAUUAUAUUUUAAGAUCCCAAUUUUUGUGAUUUAAUAAAAGAAGAAACAAUCCUAAUUUGCUGGAAUUAAAACUAACUUGUCUUAGUGAACUACUCACUUAAAAAUAAAAAAUUUAAUUAUGUAGGUAUGCUUUUUCUAAUAGGAUAUUCUUUUGAUUUUUAUAAAGAUCAAUUAUAUUUAUAUGGUUCGAGCCUUAUAAUUGUUAAUUCUUAGCUUUAAGUUAUUUACACAAUUUUAGAUGAAGACCUAAAUGGAUUUAUUACUGGCUGCUAAAAUUCUAUGAAUAAAGUUAUAUGUAUUUAUUAAGAUUUUGAUUCUAUUGCUUAUCUUCUUAUAUUUGACAAAAUAUAAAAAAUGACUUAAAAAUAUAAUCUUGCAGUUACACAAGGAAAAAAUAUAGUUAUUAUUUAUUGA